CUCAUCUUCUCCGACGACCCGAUGAACGCCCUGCUGAUCGACCAGUCGGGCAACCACCUCAUCCACGUCGCCGUCAACUACAACCGCUGCAGCAUCGUCAAGAGAAUCCUCGAAACCAUCUUCGGACAAGGGGAGCUAAAUGCUGUAGACAGUCACCGCAACACCCCGCUCCAUCUGGCCGUAGCCCUGGGCUUUGAGGACAUUGUCCAGCUGCUCCUGGACUACAAGGCCUACGUCAACAUCAAGGAUGACUCCGAGAUGACCGCCCUGCACGUGGCCGCCUACGUGGGCAAUCCCACUAUCCUGAGGAAGUUGCUGGACAAUGGUCUAGACCCCAACAUCCGUGGAGAGUCGGCAUUCACACCCCUUCAUUACGCCGCCGUCUCUAACAACGGCAACUCGGUCUCCAUUCUUCUGGAGAAGGGGGCGGACAUCACAAUGACCUGUCAUAACGGCUCAACACCGCUCCAUAUGGCAGCCAAGUGCGGAUCUCUCGAUGCUGUGCUCACCAUCCUCAGAGAAGCACCCAUGUUUUGUGCCAUCACCCCCUUACUUCUGCUGGACGUUAAAGACCGAGAGAAUCAGCGACCCAUACACUCAGCAGUCGGCGGUGGUAACGUAGAGGUUCUCAAACAGUUUUUAAAGUAUGGCGCAGAUCCUAGCUGCAAACAGGACGAUGGGUUGACCGCUGUCCACUACGCCGCUAUCCAGGGCAGCCUGGAAAUGCUACAGGCCAUGAACAACCUCAACAGGAAAUCGACCCUGUUCGCUGCGGACUCCGUAGACGUCCAGGGACGCACACCACUUCACUGGGCGGCCAUUUUUAACCACGCCAGCGUCACCAAAUACUUGAUCGACUUGCCAUCAGACAUGAACGCGUUUGACUCCAUGAAGCUGACGCCUCUGUUGGCGGCCGCCACCAAUAGUUCAUGGGCGGCCCUGAACGUCCUCCUCAGCUACGGCGCCGACACCUCCCUGACCAACUCCUCCAAGAGGAACUUCUUGCACCUAGCUGUCAUCAACGGCAUGGAAUUGAAUGAGACGUUCAAAGCCCUCAAGUACAUCAAGAACAUCAGUGCCAGAUGUAACGAGAAGGACAUAGCGGGCUACACGCCCCUACACUACGCCGCAGAGGAGGGGCUGCAGUUGGUGGUCAAGAACAUCAUCUCACUGGGGGCCUCGGUCACUCACAGGAACAGGUACCGUCAGACGGCCUUCCACCUGGCGGCCAAGUUCGAUCGACCAUUCACCUGUCAAAUUCUGCUCCAGAGUGCCAACGGUGCCGUCUUGAAGAACGACACCGACCUGGCUGGCAUGACCGCCCUACACUACGCCGCCCAGGAGGGUCACCUACGGAUCCUCAACUUCCUCAUACAGAAUGGCGUCCUCGUCACAAAAGACAACAAAGACAACACGCCCCUCCACCUAGCCGCCAUGAAGGGACACCGGUCCUGUGUCUCGAGGAUACUCGCCGUGCACGGCUAUCUGCUGGACUCAGCCAACAACGAGGGGAACACAGCCCUCCACCUAGCGGCCAGCAUGAACCAUGCCACGGUGGUCGAUGUCCUUCUGACGGCCAAAGCGGCCAUCACGGAGAACAUGUACGGCCUGACGUUUCUUGACGAGGUCAUCUCCAACUGUCACCUGGCAGUGGCGGAGGUGGUAAUCAAUCAUAACAGGUGGGAAGAGUGUCUACAGAGGACGUCUAAAAAGUUUGGUCUUCCCAUUCUCGGCUUGAUUCAACAGCUGCCUUCGGUGUUCGUGCAUGUUCUGGACCGGUGUGUGAUUUACUCCGAAAAUGACGAGGAGAGUGAAGAGUAUUACGAACAUUUCAACUUUCGAUAUCUCCAUUUACCCGACUCAUUCAAAGACUUUGCAAUGCAGAACAAGUUUGCGAAUACGUCACUGCUACCUUUGAAGGUCAUGAUGGACUACAAGCGUGUGGACUGUAUGGCUCACCCACUGACCGUGACCUUCUUGUGGGUCAAAUGGAGAAAGUACGGACGGAUCAUCACCGUGUGUGACCUAGUCAUGUACUCGCUGUAUCUGGUCAGCCUGACCUACUUCAUCGUCACCAAACGCAGCCUCUUGCACUACGAGAAGGUGGAGUUGGGCGGCGUGUCCUCAUGGGACCUGCGCAACUUCGACGACUUCUCCACCGACCCCAACUUCACAGAUCGUCUGGCCAGUAUCCGCGUUCCGCAGAGAAAAAUCUGGGAAAUUACUGACACCUGGUUUCCGCCGGAAGCCGGUAGAAAUAAGUUCGCCACCACGGACCUCAUCGUACUUUGGAUGAUUGUUUUUUUCUGUGGCUUUCAUCUAUGUAAAGAAAUGUUUCAACUUUUUCAAAAUAUAAAGUAUUAUUUCUUAGAUAUGAGGAAUAUUCUGGAAGAUGCAACAUAUAUUUCGUCACUGAUCUUCGCCAUCCCCUUCAUCUUCGGCUACUCAACGCAUCUACAGUGGGAAUGUGGAGCUAUUGCAGUGUUCCUUGCCUGGUUUAACUGUCUAGUUCAGAUACAGAGGUUUGACUACGUUGGUAUCUACAUCAUCAUGUUCCUUGCCAUUAUGAAAACAUUAAUGCAGGUGUUCCUCAUUUUCGUCAUCCUGGUCACAGCGUUUGGUCUCGCCUUUUAUGUGCUCAUGCAGGAAGAGCCCUCGAAAGCCCACAGUACCCCGUUCAUGUCGCUGUAUCGAACGUUCAUCCUUACCUUUGAGAUCGAGUACCUGUUGACGGUCAACACUGUGUACCUUGACAACGACCCCGAAACUCUCCAUUUCAGUCACCUCACCUUCUUCUUUCUCGCCCUGUUUCUCUUCUUCAUGCCGUUGUUGCUUGUUAAUCUUUUAAUCGGGUUAGCUGUCGGGGACAUCGCAUCAGUACAGCGAGACGCCAAACAACAGAGGCUAGCGACACAGGUCAACUUUCACAUAGUGGUGGAGGGCAUUGCUCCAUUCCUCUCCCAACUUAAAGACGAUUUCAAAAACUACCCAAAGAAGACAGGAUACUCCAGCCGAGGGACGACACGAGUUAAAACCCUCGCCAGAGAAGAGGGACAGAAGUCAGAGGAGAGCGCUAUCAAAAAAGAAGUUCUUAGCAUAAAGUCCACGCUUGACAAUCUUUUUACUGUAUGUGACGAUAACCGACAAAUCAUGGAGAGUAUAAAGAAAGCGAUUGGUUCUUCGGCGUCAGACGAGAAAAUGGAUCAAGCUAAAGAGCAGAAAGCAAUUAAUGAAGCUUUUGUGAUAGACUAAAACAUUACCCACAUUUGUUGUUACUUUU
Messenger RNA from Physella acuta, 3280 nucleotides. RefSeq names its product transient receptor potential cation channel subfamily A member 1. Gene Ontology annotation, biological process: monoatomic ion transmembrane transport. The record is from RefSeq and is a predicted model, not a curated record. Lineage: Eukaryota; Metazoa; Mollusca; Gastropoda; Physidae. Gene Ontology annotation, molecular function: protein binding; monoatomic ion channel activity. Gene Ontology annotation, cellular component: membrane; transmembrane transporter complex.